This is a messenger RNA of Hypomesus transpacificus, 613 nucleotides long. RefSeq names its product HOATZ cilia and flagella associated protein (gene hoatz). The record is from RefSeq and is a predicted model, not a curated record. The transcript has a single exon. The coding region runs from base 119 to 613 and encodes 164 amino acids. Lineage: Eukaryota; Metazoa; Chordata; Actinopteri; Osmeriformes; Osmeridae. Gene Ontology annotation, biological process: cilium assembly.
UUUCCAUGGUGACCAAAAAUGACAACAGUUCGCAUUUGGUGCCUCUCCAGCCUAUACUGACGUUGAUGACCACCACCCUUCUCGUUUUAUAUUUCUUAGCAUUAGCAAUAACCUUAAAAUGUCUGUGCUUCGUAUAGAGUUUGAGGAGGAAGAGUUUGAGAAGUACUACACUGUGUUUGACGGCUCCUCACAGGAUGAUGUCUCUCACGCCAAGUUGCUGUGGAAUUCUCUGUCCCUCUUACCACCGCAGGAGUCGCGCUUGGAGUCGUCCGAUAUACACCAGAGGCUACCGGUAGCGAGGUCACGUAAGGACACCACCAGUGCCAUCUCCAAAUCAAUCGCUGAGCUGAAAGUGCCGCCGCAAAAGAGUCGCCAGCGCCUGCAGCUAACGCUAGCUCAAAGUCAGGAGGAGAGAAAGAAAUACUUAGGUAUGGCCAAUCAGAGAGGGGAAAUUCUGGAUUUACUGAUGAAGCAAAAAGGGCAGAGGAUACAGAAGGAGAUGGCCUCUCGUCCCUACAAGCCCAAGCAGAGGGACGGGUUUAAGAGUGUAGGAAAUUAUGCUACAACAUUUUCAAAAGACUUGGACAUUGAGGAGGUCAAGCUGCUACAAUAG